Molecule: messenger RNA, 1488 nt
Organism: Salvia hispanica
Lineage: Eukaryota; Viridiplantae; Streptophyta; Magnoliopsida; Lamiales; Lamiaceae
Product: putative indole-3-pyruvate monooxygenase YUCCA3
Molecular function (GO): N,N-dimethylaniline monooxygenase activity; NADP binding; flavin adenine dinucleotide binding
Source: RefSeq, a predicted model, not a curated record
CCUAGAUCCGUCACUUCUUAUUAUCAUUCCCAAUGAGCACCAGCUGCGACCAGUCGUCGUCCAAUCGCGACGACCUAUUCUCGGGCCGUUGCGUGCUAGUAAACGGCCCGGUAAUCGUGGGCGCGGGCCCCUCAGGUCUCGCGGUGGCGGCAGGCCUCAAGCAAGAGGGCGUGCCGCUCGUGAUCCUGGAGCGGGCCACCUGCAUUGCCUCGCUGUGGCAGAACCGGACCUACGACCGCCUCAAGCUCCACCUGCCGAAGCAAUUCUGCGAGCUCCCCUACGCCCCUUUUCCGGCGGACUUCCCGGAAUACCCCUCGAAGCGUCAUUUCAUCGAAUACCUCGAGUCCUACGCUAGAAGGUUCCAGAUUGUUCCGCGCUUCAACGAGUCGGUUCUGUCCGCGAGCUACGACCGCGCCUGCGCGCUCUGGCGCGUCAAGACCGUCUCCGGCGGCGCCGCCGUCGAGUACAUCUGCCGCUGGCUGGUGGUGGCCAGCGGCGAGAACGCCGAGAAGGUGGUGCCGGAGUUCGAAGGGAUGCAUGAGUUCGGCGGCGGCGUGAUGCAUGCCUGCGAUUACAAGUCCGGCGAGUUUUACAGAGGGAAGAAGGUUUUAGUCGUCGGAUGCGGGAAUUCCGGCAUGGAAGUUUCGCUCGAUCUCUGCCACCACGGCGCGUAUCCAUCGAUGGUCGUCCGGAGCUCUGUUCAUGUGUUGCCUAGAGAAAUCUUGGGAAAGUCGACGUUCGAGUUGGGGGUGUUUCUGAUGAAAUGGCUGCCAGUUUGGGCAGUGGACAAGAUACUGCUUGCGGCGGCUAGGUUGAUUCUCGGAAACAUCGAGAAAUACGGGCUGAAACGGCCGCCACUUGGGCCGUUACAGCUCAAGAACAACCAGGGCAAGACGCCGGUUCUUGACAUUGGCACGUUGUCAAGAAUUCGAACCGGGGACAUCAAAAUCGUCCCGGGAAUCAAAAGAUUCUUCCAAGGAGGAGUCGAGCUCGUUGACGGUCAACUUCUUGAGAUGGAUUCUGUUAUCUUAGCUACCGGAUAUUCUAGCAACGUUCCGACAUGGCUUAAGGAAAAUGAAUUCUUUUCAAAAGAUGGGUUUCCAAACUCACCAUUUCCCAAUGGAUGGAAGGGCAAAUGUGGUUUAUAUGCAGUUGGUUUCACUAGAAGAGGGCUGUCUGGUGCAUCUGUGGAUGCUAUCAAAGUUGCAAAAGACAUCAUCAAGAUUUGGAAGACUGAAACCAAGCAGAAACAUCACUCUGUUAAAGUGCUGUAGUGAAAAAAGUGUUGUCUUUAAAGUUUUUGGUUGUUAUCAAGAAAUGAGAGACUAGCCCUCUCCAUGAAUAGUCCCAAGUCAAUUUUGUUUAUGGGGCAGUUUUGUACAAAUUAAGGAAGAUGAGGCUUUUCCCCCUUUCCUUUUUAGUGGUUAAGUUAAGGGAUUUGUACAAAGUGUUGGAUGGAAUGUUUGGGAUCAUUUCUUCUUCUUUCAA